Messenger RNA from Drosophila kikkawai, 1736 nucleotides. Its product is annotated as insulin-like growth factor-binding protein complex acid labile subunit. The record is from RefSeq and is a predicted model, not a curated record. Lineage: Eukaryota; Metazoa; Arthropoda; Insecta; Diptera; Drosophilidae. Gene Ontology annotation, molecular function: protein binding.
CAAGUGUUCCACGGGAUGUAUCGGCUGCUAGUUAGUCUCCUGCUGCUGUUCAGGGUCGAGUGCUUGCAGCUGAGCAACUGCAACCACACCGAGGUGACCCUGCUCCGGGACACGGAGCUCUUGACUACGCUUACGCUGAGGAACUGCAGCCUGUCGCACCUGGAGAAUGCCUUCUUCGUGCGUUUUGGACAUCUUCUUCAGAUGGAGUUGCAAUAUAGCGGACUUAAUGAUCUUGAGGACUUUUCUCUGAAUGGACUGGCCAGACUCCAGUCCCUUUCCCUCAGCCACAACAAUCUUAGCACCCUUAGGUCCUGGUCCAGUGAGCCCUUAGGUGCUCUCACCUCUUUGGACCUGAGUUACAACGCAUUCAGGCGACUGAGGUCCCAAGGUUUCGCGCUGUUUCCCCAGCUGCAGCUGCUUGACCUGAGCUCCAAUCAGAUCAGUGAAAUCGAUGAGGAGACCUUUCACGGGCUGUCCCACUUGAAGCAUCUGCAUCUGAAUGGAAAUUUACUGCAGCGCAUCGACGGCAGCUCCUUUCAGGGUCUGCACCGCCUCGCAAGUCUGUCCCUUCAGCAUAACCUAAUAGAGCGCAUAGAACUGGACUCGUUCGAGACUAAUACACACCUUCGGAGUCUUCGCCUGGAUCAGAAUCUUCUUACUAGCCUUCCAUUUCUUAGCCAGCGGGGACUGGCGCGUCUGGUUCACCUGAAUCUGUCAAAUAACCAAGUGAAGAGCUUGGAACCACUGGGAUUUUCCAAGAACUUUGAGCUCCAGAGCCUGGACUUGAGCUACAAUAAAUUGAUAAAUCUUACAAAGGAAGCCUUAUCGGGCCUGGACUCAUUGGAGCGUCUCAACAUCAGCCAUAACUCUGUAGAAUCUGUACAUACAGACAGUCUGGAGACGCUCGUCAGUCUUCUGCAAAUAGACGUGAGCUACAAUCAACUGAGUACGCUCCCAGAGACAUUUUUCAAUGCCAACACCCAGCUGGAGGAGAUUAUGUUUGGUCACAACCUAAUCGGACAGCUGCCGCCACUCGCAUUGGCGCACCAAAGUCACUUGCGGCUCAUUCAGUUCACCGGUAACGCACUUACCGAUGUGGACUUCCUGCAGCGACUGCCUGCAUCUCUGAAUCGCCUCUCCCUCCAUGUCGAUCUCAGCUCGAAUCGCUUAAGAUCCAUCGAUCUGGCCAGUCUGCGCCAGUUCCGGUACCUGAAUUUGGCGGACAACAGUUUCAACUGUGGCUGGUUGAUCGAAAACUUGGUGCGGGAGCUGCCCACCUCCGUGAACUUUGCUCGUCCCUGGUCAGUGCUGAAUGGUUGGAACGACGACUUCAAGAACAUCAAGGGCGUGGACUGCACCGAAGGAGACACCAAUCGUUCCAUUAUAUUGCUGAAUGCCGCAGAGGUUUCGCAGUACAAGACUAGCAAGUGCGAGUGCGCGCAAACCUAUGACGAGGCGAACCCCUCACCGCCCCCUCUUACCUGGCCCAAGAUACCCACGGACCGAUUCGACUCGCGAUCGGUGAUCAUCUGGAUGCUGGCGGCCAUUGCCUUGGCGUUUGCCGGAUUACGUUGGUUGCGACGGUUCGUCGACCGAAAUGAAGGCAGAAAGGGCGGGAUGAAGGCGCUUAAUAAUAUGUACGUCGACAAAGGUGAAUGGCAGCCACAAAGAAACAAUAAUGAGAUCCAUAGUCCCCCCUGAAAAUACGACAAUAUAUUUCAAAAAUAACCAAUUUA